This is a messenger RNA of Galleria mellonella (greater wax moth), 1065 nucleotides long. RefSeq names its product myb-like protein F. Lineage: Eukaryota; Metazoa; Arthropoda; Insecta; Lepidoptera; Pyralidae. The coding region runs from base 1 to 1065 and encodes 354 amino acids. The transcript has 2 exons. The record is from RefSeq and is a predicted model, not a curated record.
AUGACAGAGAUACAAAGUGGCAGAGCAACUCCGCAAGCACCUGUCUAUGCAACAAUAAGACCACCAAUUGUAACACAAAACCGACCAGCAUCAACAGUAGGAUCAUCACUUAAUUCCAUACCGACGGCUCUCACUUCUACAACUUUAGUAAAAUCGGUUACAACUAAUGAAGAACCACUCAAAUUCCAUCCAACUAAUCCUUUUUAUACUACAUUACCUUCUAAUUAUACCAGUGCUUCCAAACUGCCAUUACCAAAUAAUAGAGCAUAUUUCUCCGGAGUAGAUAGGAGUAAAGUAGAUGAAAAUUUAUCUUCAUAUAAUGACAUCAAUUCAGAUUUGAAAUCGUCAUCAGUUUUUAAUAUUGAAUAUAAUUCAGGUCCUAGUAGUCUUCCGCAAGGAAAUAUUAAUGACCUAAAAUUUACAAAUGGUUACGAUUCAAGUAAGGUACAAUAUACGAAUAAUGAGAGAAACGAUUUUCUUAACAAUGGUUCAACAAAUCAGUAUCAUGAUAAAAGUCUUCCAAAUCCUAUGAAAGGCGAAGGGUUUAAUCCUUUUGAAUCAAAAAGAAAUAGUGAUCCAUUUGAAAAAUAUUUAAGAAAAGAAAAUAAAAAGUGUGAAUACGAAUUCACUUUGCCUAAUUCUCAGAGUGAGACCAACUUUCAAAAGAAAGAAGAAAUCAAAAAACAUACUAUCACGGAACACAAAAUUAGUGAAACUGAAGAAGUGAAAACUAUUAAAAAGAUAAUACUCAAUGGUUCUAACAAUCAUUGUCAAGAUACUGUCGAUAGUAAACAUAUUUCUUCAGAGAAUAAUGAAAGAAACGAAUCUAAGUUACAGCAUAUUUUAAAUAAAGAAAAAGAGAGCAAAACAAAUGAAUAUUUACCAACUACGUCACGCCAAGAAAAUAAUUGUUAUAAUAGCUUUGACAAGAAGAAGUACGACGAUGGCAAUUGCAGUACAUAUUCAUCGACAUUUGAAGAUUUUUACAGCAGUUCUCAAACAGACAUUAAAAAAAAGUUGAUAUGGGAGCGCCUUUUUUUCAUUAUUGAGCAGAGAGAAAAUUGA